GUGUGUAGUGAGAAGUCAGGCAAAAAGUAAAAGCAAACAGAUGACGAUAUGCAAGCCUUUAAGGCAACUCGGACCCCUUCUUCAGGCCCACCCCAUCAAAUGUUGUGAUUGUCUCUUGCUGUCUCUACAGGACCAAACCUCUUAAAGGUCAUUCAGGCCAGCCACCAGCCUUUUCCCAUUCAUACUCGUAUUAAAGGCCUCCAUAGUACACACAGAGAUGGUGUGUAUAAAUCCACAAGAAUUCUGGAGGAUCGGGUUUCUCUUGGUGAUCCAAACAACUGGGAUGUCGGCUUUGAGACUCGAUACACAGAGCUAAUGGUCAUUGGUCAGUACAAAAGGACCUACUGUGAGACUUGCCAUGAACUUUUGGACAUGGGGAAGACUCAUGCAGAGCUAGUGCAGGAACGGACAAAAGAGAAAUGCGAGCGAAUCUGGACUGAACAGCUUUUAAGGAGGAGUCCAGGAAGUGAGACUGCCCCACACAUUGUAGUGGUCAGUGGAGUGGCUGGAAUUGGGAAGACCACCAUGGUCCAGAAGAUCAUGUUUGACUGGGCCAGAGGCACUCAGUACCAGAGGUUUGCAUUUGUGUUCCUAUUUAAAUUCAGGGAGCUCAACCUACUAGACACGGAGACAGAGCCACAGAUGCCUCUGACCAGGCUGAUUGUAAGGCACUAUAAAUAUCUCAAUGAUCCAAAACUAACAGAAAUCAUGCAGAAACCUGAAUCUCUCCUCUUUAUAUUUGAUGGUCUUGAUGAAUACAAACACAAACUGGACUUCACACAAGAACGGCUUUGCUCAAAGCCAAAUGACUACUUUCCUGUCCACAUCCUGGUCACUAGCCUGGUCAAAAGGACAUUACUGAAGGGCUGCUCAGUCCUGAUCACAAGCAGACCAACAGCCUUGGAGUCCCUGGAGAUGGAGAGAGUUGAUCGAUUUGCAGAGAUCCUGGGUUUCUUCCCUGAACAAAGACUGAUGUAUUUUAAGAAUUUCUUUAGUGACACUGAUUUGGGCUCUGAGGCUUUUCACUAUGUUGAGGAGAAUGACAUGCUAUACACCAUGUGCUUUAACCCCUCGUACUGCCUGAUUAUUUGCUCUGUGCUGAAAAACCACUUUAUGACACCCGAAGAAGAGCGUGGAGCUGCCCCUAAAACUGUCACUGAGCUCUUUAUGAUGUUUCUUCACAAUAUCUUAACCUAUCACAAGCGAGAAGCUGAAGACCAGCAGGGGAUUCUAAUCAGACUAGGAAGGAUGGCUUAUUAUGGGGUGGCCAACAAGACUCUUGUGUUCUAUGACAAGUUUGAAAUGUCCACCUUUGGUCUACAGUCAGUCUUAUCUUCUCAGUUUCUCUCAGGGUUUCUCAAGGAAAUUUUACAGGGAGAAAGCACUCUGGAUCACACGACAUACACAUUCUUCCACCUCACCAUACAGGAGUUCAUGGCUGCCUGCUCCUUCUACCUCAGUCCAUCAGAGGGUGUGGAGGCCAUGCUUGUGAAGUUAGACUCGUGUAAAGAUGGCCGGUUUGAGAUUUUCACUCGAUUCCUGGCAGGACUUGCCAGAGAUUCUGUGUUUAAAACACUGAGGGGAGUUAUGGGGGAGUUGCAGAGGAAAACAGCAAAGCAGGUACUGGAGUGGGUGAAGCGGAAAGCUGAACAGGCGCUAUGGGGAGAAGACAAAAGUGAGGCUCUACGAGUGUGUCAAUGGCUCUAUGAGACUCAGAAUAUGAAAUUAAUUAAAGACGCCAUUGGGAAGGAUUUAAAGAUGAACUUUAUUAAGACAACUUUGUCUCCUCUGGACUGUGCUGUGCUGGGCUCUGUCAUCAGCUGCUGUGGAGAACUCGAGGAGCUUGACCUAUCGGAGACUCAUCUCACCCCAGAAUGCAUCAGCAGACUGGCGCCAGGUCUCCUCUGCUGCAGACAUGUCAACCUCAAGUCAUGUGAGCUCACCUCCACAUGUGUCUCGGCUCUCUUCUUAGCUCUUUCUUCCCCACACUCACGCCUGAGUGAACUAACCCUGAGCAGCAACAAGAAACUGGAGAAUUCAGGAGUGGAUCAUCUAUGUCAGGGACUGAGGAGUGAAAACUGCAAAUUAAAGAAACUUAACCUGUCCUUAUGUCAUCUCACCUCCAGAUGUUGCUCAGCCCUCUCCUUAGCUCUUUUUUCUCCACACUCACAACUCGCUGAACUGGAGCUGAGCUGGAACUCCAUUGAGGAUUCAGGAGUGAAUCAGCUGUGUGAGGGGCUCAGAAGUAAAAACUGCAAAUUAGAGAAACUAAACUUGUCAAACUGUCAUCUCACCUCCAGAUGUUGCUCAGUUCUCUCCUUAGCUCUUUCUUCUCCAUGUUCACGACUAACAGAAUUGGACCUGAGCUUCAAUGACAUGAAGGAUGCAGGAGUGGGUCAGCUGUGUGAGGGGCUGAGGAGUAGAUACUGCAAAUUACAGAAACUGAGCCUGGUCUCAUGUAGUCUCACCUCCACAUGUUGCUCAGCUCUAUGUUCAGUUCUGUCUUCCCCACACUCACAGCUGACUGAACUGGAGCUGAGACACAACCAACUGAGGGACUUGGGCGCUCGUCAGCUGUGUGAGGAGCUGUGGAACUCAAACUGUAAAUUAGAGGCACUAAGGUUACAGGGUAAUGAGAUCAGCGAUUAUGAGAAGAACAAUCUGGCGACACUUCAACAGGUGCUGAACAAGACUGGACAGCAGGUGAAUACCUAAACAUGAGACGACUGGACAUGGUAAUCAAUAGACCCCAGUGAUGGCGACUCCUGGUCCACCCUCUCUAAAUUCUUGUCUUUUCUUUUAGAAUCUCCUCAUCUCUUCUUCACAUUAAAUAAACUCUUCAUGUCUUUCUCAGCCUCUGUG
Molecule: messenger RNA, 2862 nt
Organism: Polypterus senegalus (gray bichir)
Lineage: Eukaryota; Metazoa; Chordata; Cladistia; Polypteriformes; Polypteridae
Product: NACHT, LRR and PYD domains-containing protein 3-like
Exons: 7
Coding region: 316-2715 (799 amino acids)
Cellular component (GO): cytoplasm
Molecular function (GO): protein binding
Source: RefSeq, a predicted model, not a curated record